AAGAAAGUUUGAAAUAUUAGAGAAAUGCCAUGAUGAUUAACGAUCAAUCUUCUUGUGGAAAUACGCGCUCCAACGGUGAAAUAUGCAAUACACUUCCUUUGAUUCUCGAAUAUAUCGAUAUUUCUCACGAUCGAUUUUUGAACGGGAAGAAUGGCGGAAGGAAGCACACUUCGUCUCUAAAGAAGAAAGUAUUAUCCAGAAAGUCAUCGAGAAAGAAGUGUUAUCCAGAAGUUCUCAGGUUAUUCUUUGGUUGCAAAGAUAACAUAGAAUGCAUAGACGUCACGAUCAUUAAUGAACAAUCUGAUGAACUUUCACGGAUAGUUGAGUCAGUGUUCAAGAGGAUAAGGCCUCUCCAGGAGAUCAAUACUGCGCUUCACAGCAUUAAUUUUGUUGUGUUCUUUGGGGAAAAUUCAACGGUGGCUCUAAAGCCAAGAAUAUUCUCUACAGUCUCCAAUUCCCCUUAUCUUCUAAGAAUCUUACGAUGCUUCAAAAACUAA
Frieseomelitta varia is the source of this 497-nucleotide messenger RNA. RefSeq lists its product as uncharacterized. Lineage: Eukaryota; Metazoa; Arthropoda; Insecta; Hymenoptera; Apidae. The record is from RefSeq and is a predicted model, not a curated record. The transcript is spliced from 6 exons. The coding region runs from base 30 to 497 and encodes 155 amino acids.